This is a messenger RNA of Carya illinoinensis, 1920 nucleotides long. RefSeq names its product FCS-Like Zinc finger 8-like. The record is from RefSeq and is a predicted model, not a curated record. The transcript has 3 exons. Bases 703 to 1587 code for a protein of 294 amino acids. NCBI's taxonomy places the organism in Eukaryota, Viridiplantae, Streptophyta, Magnoliopsida, Fagales, Juglandaceae.
UCGUAAUCCCCGAUAAUCUGCUCCGAAAAAAAAAAAAAAAAGCCGCUGAUUGUCAUGCACAGGCUUUCCAUUUUCACUCUCACUUUCUCUGUUUGCAAGUUCGUUGUGAUGUUGCAAGAAGUGAUCAGACUGAAGAAAGAGGAUGUGACAGUGAAAUUGAUGGCAUGAGUGAAAAACCCACUAACGGAGAGCUAAGUUUGAGAGAGAAAUAUUCUAAUCUUUCGUUUGGUACAUGUUGAUAUCGAUGGGGUUUUUUUUUUUUUUUUUUCUCUGGGAGUAGUAAAACCAAUUAUGCCAUUCCUUUCAGAAAGACCAGACGAUAAAAAUAGAGUUCUUUUGUUUAUAAAUGGCAGUAAUCUUGUCCAUGUAUGUUCUGGACGGAAAAUAAGGAACCCUUGUUUUGAUUUCUAGUCAUUUUCUCUUGGUGCCCAUAAAUGGAAGCUACAGAAAUCUAGGAGGUUUUUCAAUUUAUCAUAAACAACUUCUUUUUGUGUUUUGUUUCAUUUUGUUUCUGGGUUUUAUUGAUGGAGCUAAGGGCAUUUCAGUUGUGUUUUUCUAGGAAGAAAUAGAGUUUGUUCUUCGGUUUGAGAUUGUCACCAGUAGCUGCAAUUCAUGGCUGAUUCUGGGAAAUAUUUACUCUGAUAAUCACAGACACUGCAAAUCAACAUUAUUUUCUUCAGUACUAUCUGAGAAGAGGGAGUUAUGCUGAGAAAUAGAUCCAGAGCAAUGACCAGCAAGCAAUCUAUAAUGGCUGCAGAUCACAGCUCUCAAGCAUCUUCCGCCCAAAAACGCACCAGACCCGUAGCAUUUUUCUUUGGUUGUCCAAGAUUUAGAGCUUUCAAAGCAAAGGGUCUCUCCGAGACUCAAACUGUGGUGAGUCCAACCUCAAUUCUUGACACCAUACCAUUCUGUUCUCUUGGAAACCCAUUCACAUAUGACAGAAGCCGAUCCAUAUCCGCAAAAUCUUCCUCAGAAAGCAAACACUCAUGGGAGGCAAAUGACUCGAAAGGCAUUGGCCUUGCUCUUAUAGAUACUCUACAUGAUGGAAGUAUUGAAGAGAAUUCUUUUGAACCCACCAGUCGAAAGGUGAUAUUUGGUACAAAGCUUAGAGUUCAAAUCCCUCCCCUGCCACCUUCUACACUAUCUCCAACCGAGUCUCCAAAAUCUCCGGCUGACUUCGGAAUCAAAACCAAGAAUUUCAAAUUAUCAGAAUUUGGGUCUCCAAGUUCUGUCAUCCAGACUAAGCAUUCUCCACGAGUUGUCACGGUUAAUCUCUCUGUGAGUGAGAUGGAGCUUUCUGAGGAUUAUACAUGUGUCAUAUGUCGUGGGCCUUUUCCAAGAACCACUCAUAUAUUUGAUGACUGCAUCGUGGAGACCUACAGUUCUUUACCGGGUGAGCCAAGCUCUUCCUCGGAGAACUUCCUAAGUUUCUGUUUCACUUGCAAGAAGACUCUUGAACAGACUGAAGACAUUUACAUCUACAGGGGUGAGAAAGCCUUUUGCAGUCAUAAAUGCCGCCACCAAGAAAUGCUGUUAGACGGAGUGGAGAAUCCUGACUUUGAUCAUCCCCAUGAAGAAUUCUCUUGAUCAGCAGCAACCUUUCCUCCUCCACGUACAGCUCAAAAAGGCUGCGUUUUCAGCAGUAUAUCGUUACUUUUUAUAAUCAGGAUGAUUUAUUUUAGGGUCAAAAACAGUUAAAUCAGGGUGGUUUCUGUUUUCUUUCCUUUUUCCCUCCUUUUUCCCUCUAGUUUUUGGACUGUUAUUUGCUUUUUACCCUGUCCCGUGCAGAUAGAGAUAAGACAGGAUGGGAUAUUGUAGUCUUUUCCCACGGUUUUUUGGCUUGCAGUAGACAAUGAUAUCUCAUUGAAAACUUGGGGCUAUGUAUUAUUUUUCCCAUUAAUCAUCACGCACAUUAUUAUA